UCUGUCAUAUUUUAGAGUACACAAAAAUGUUUUUCCGAUUUGAUUUGUAUAUUUAAAAAAGUUGCUAAUUUUUGUUCAGAUUCAUAAAUAAGGUAUGGCUUCAUCUCAAGAUGCCUGGUAUCUUUCUCUUUUAGGAUUAGCUGAACACUUCCGAACUUCCAGUCCUCCCAUGAUAAAAUUAUGCAUUCAGUGUUUACAAGCAGUUUUUAAUUUUAAACCCCCCCAAAGGGUAGAAGCAAGAACACAUUUACAACUAGGAAAUAUUCUUCUAAGUCAUACAAAGAAUAUUGAUUUGGCAAAAAACCAUUUAGAACAAGCAUGGUUACUUUCUCAAGUAAUUAACUCCUUCGAUGAUGUUAAAUUUGAAGCCGCAAGUGUUUUGGCUGAAUUAUAUGAGCAACAAGAACAAAUAUGGUUGUCAAAACCAAUAUUAAGAAAGGCUAUCGAACUAUCUCAGCACAAUGUAUAUUGGCAUUGCAGAUUAAUAUUUCAGCUGGCGCAAAUUCAUGCCACAGAAAAAGACUAUACAUUGGCAAGCAGUUUGUUAGGUGUAGGGGUAGAUUAUGCACACAUAUCUAAUGCGUCUUACACUAGAGUAUUGUUUUUAUUAAGUAAGGGUAUGUUACUACUAAUUGACAAAAAGUUACAGGAAGUACAACCAGUUUUAAACCAAGCCAGUCAUUUAAUUGAAACUUGGACAGGUGCUGUUUAUCAAAAGGAAUAUCUUAAAGUGUAUUUUUUAGUUUUACAGGUUUGCCAUUACCUUAUGUCAGGGCAAGUAAAAAGUGUCAAACCAUGCUUGAAACAACUUCAACAAAGUAUCCAGACUAUAAUGGCUACAGACGAUGUAUUUAUGGGACCUAGUGCAGGAGAUAUGUUUCUUUGGAUGCCUAAAGAGCACCUCUAUGUACUAGUUUAUUUAGUGACGGUUAUGCAUAGUAUGCAAGCAGGCUACAUGGAGAAGGCCCAAAAAUACACUGACAAAGCUUUAAUGCAAAUAGAUAAGUUGAAAUAUAAUAAGCCUAUUCUAUCAGUAUUCCAAUUAAUGUUAUUAGAGCACAUUAUAAUGUGCCGUUUAGUUAUGGGGAAUAAGACUCAAGCAUUGCAAGAGAUAGCUUCAGCUGCUGCUUUGUGCAAGCAAUGUCCUCGUUUGUUAGAAACGCAUGGGCCUCAAUUGCAUACCCUAUUAGGAUUGUACUCCAUGAGUAUGAACUGUAUGGAAGCUGCAGAGGCACAGUUUAUAGCAGCAUUAAAUACAUCUCGAGAAAGAGAGUUGUGGACAUUUGCUAAUUUAAAUUUAGCUAUUGUAUAUCUUAGAGGUAAAAGAGAGGCAGAUUUUAUAGCAUUACAUGAUAGAAUCAAUCCUGAAAGUUUGCCGUCACACUCUCACAGUCUAAGGGCAGCUGCUUAUUACGUUCAAGGCUUACAAGCAUUUUUUCAAGGUCGAUACAAUGAAGCAAAGAGAUAUCUCAGAGAAACUCUAAAAAUGGCCAAUGCCGAGGAUUUGAACCGACUGACGUCUUGUUCAUUGGUACUUUUAGGGCAUAUAUUUCUUUCUUUAGGAAAUAGCCGGGAAAGUAUGAAUAUGGUAACACCAGCCAUGCAACUCGCAAGCAAAAUACCUGAUGUUCAUGUACAGUUAUGGGCCUCGGCAAUAUUGAAAGAUCUCCAUAGGAUUUGUGGCGAUUCUCAAAGAGAAAAUGAAGCAUAUCAGAGACACGUCCACUUUUCCCAAAUGUUACUUAGUGAUCAUUUUCAAGCUUCUCAAAUGCCAGAACACAAUCUGAUAAUGUGGACUCAGGGGAACCUUCCACCCAGUACUACAGACUCUCCAAGUACUUCCGGUGUUUUGUUAUAGCAUUAAAGAAUUGGUUUUAUUAUCUUGUGAAGACUAACUACUUGUAAAUUAUUUUUUUAUAUUUAAAUUUUAAAUAGAAUUUUAAUAACUA
Anoplophora glabripennis (Asian longhorned beetle) is the source of this 1949-nucleotide messenger RNA. It is a transcript of the gene Mau2, whose product is annotated as MAU2 chromatid cohesion factor homolog. Gene Ontology annotation, molecular function: protein binding; double-stranded DNA binding. Lineage: Eukaryota; Metazoa; Arthropoda; Insecta; Coleoptera; Cerambycidae. The coding region runs from base 95 to 1858 and encodes 587 amino acids. Gene Ontology annotation, cellular component: SMC loading complex; chromatin. Gene Ontology annotation, biological process: maintenance of mitotic sister chromatid cohesion; mitotic sister chromatid cohesion. The transcript is spliced from 10 exons. The record is from RefSeq and is a predicted model, not a curated record.